Messenger RNA from Chilo suppressalis (striped riceborer), 1069 nucleotides. The record is from the annotation of a GenBank genome assembly. Lineage: Eukaryota; Metazoa; Arthropoda; Insecta; Lepidoptera; Crambidae.
AAACAAUCAAAUAAUACAAUUUUGACAUUGACGUAUAAGAUUGAUUUCAUAAACGGAUUUUCUUUGUAUUUAUAUUUACUUAUUUGUUGUUUGAUAGUAAUUAUUCGAUUAUGCCGUGGGGCUGGGAAUGUCGAGCCAAGUUGAUCAAGCAGCGACCUACUAAGCCAACAGAGAGGAAAGGAAAAGUGUCCGGGGAGGCUCCCAUGCCUGGACCUCAGCACUAUCAACCGCCACAGAUUUUUUGUGGAAAAGGCUUUUCCAAAAUCAAACGCGCGCCUGCCUACACGUUCGGUCAAGUAACGCCGUCGAGUUUUCAGAAACCUGCCACGACGCAGAAUGCGCGCAUGUUCAAUGUUCAGGGUUACCGCCGAGAUGGUGGACAAUAUCGUGUGACUCAUGGUGUUGUGACCGCACACCUUGAGCCUCCCUCUGACAAGACAAGGGUUCCUGGACCGGGGGCUCACGCACCUCGCACUAUCCAGAUACGCUAUAAGAGACCCCCUGCGUACACUUUAAGACCAGCAGCUCGGCCUACGUAUCAACCAUGGGAUCAGUGGACCCCACCACCCAAUAUGUACUGCCCUCCCAUACCUGGAAAAAACUAUCCAGCGUACAGUUUGGGCAACAUGCCCAGAGAGCUCAAAAUGCAAGAUUUUCCAGGCCCCGGUGAACACGAUCCAAACUUCAACUUUGUGAAAAAAAGUAAACCAGCCUUCUCAUUUGGGGCACCGUUUAGGUCGCUCAAACCACCCAAAGUUCCCGCCCCGAACACUUACUGUGAGAAAAAGUUUAUGGUGCAGAAACCAACUGUACCCGCUCCAUCAUUUGGUAUUCGACACACCCAGUACUUAGGAAACCAAGAUGUCUACCUGAAACCAUCGAAACUUGACAUUUUCUCCAGUGAUGUUAGCUAAGAACAAGUGGAGAAAUAGUGGUGGGUUUUUGCUUACAUAAUUUUAUACCUAAUAUUAAUACGUGUACUUUUUAUAAUAAUUAUAAUUAUAAAAAGAAUUACCUUUUUAUUUAAUAACGUAAAUCACACAAUCCUGUUAAUAGUAAUAAAAUUGAG